Molecule: messenger RNA, 1177 nt
Organism: Hemicordylus capensis (graceful crag lizard)
Lineage: Eukaryota; Metazoa; Chordata; Lepidosauria; Squamata; Cordylidae
Gene: TMEM223
Product: transmembrane protein 223
Exons: 2
Coding region: 125-859 (244 amino acids)
Biological process (GO): nervous system development
Cellular component (GO): mitochondrion
Source: RefSeq, a predicted model, not a curated record
GCGCGGCGCGGGACUCUCACACGCACCGGAAAGGAGGCGCAAUUGUUACUACGCCGGCCGCGGCGCCUGCGCCCCAGGGGGGACCACCGCUCCCAGCAGCCACCCCCCCCCCCUCCGUCCAAGCAUGCUGCGGCGUUGCUGCGGGGCCCAGUGCCGGGCUGCCUGGCGGCGCUGGGUCUGCCUGGCGGCGGGCGUGCAGGGCGCCGUGCGCCCUUGGAGCUGCUGGGGCGCACCCCGGAGCGCGGCCGGGCCGGGGCUGCGGCGGGGCACGGGCUCCUCCUCCUUCCCGCUGGACGCCUGCGUGCCCCGGGACGUGCUGCUCUUCCAGCACGAGCGGGCCCGCUUCUUCCGCCUGCUGGGGCUCUUCUGCGCCGGGCAGCUGCUCUUCUGGACGUACCUGGCCCACUUCGCCUUCCACACCUUGCGCGGCCAGCCGCGGCCGAGCCCGGGCCCGGGCGAGCAGCGGCCCCCUUCUCCUCCGCUGCCGACCCUGCCGGGCGGCGCCUCCCUCAACUUGGGCUCCAACAAGUGGCGCUUCGGCUUCACCGCCUCCUGCCUGACCGUGGGUUCUCUGAUCGUGGUGGCUGGCUUUGUCUUCUCGCGCCGCUCUGUCAGCCGGGUCCUGCUCCACCGUGGCGGCCAGGACGUGACACUGACCACAUACUACCCCUUCGGGCUGACCUCCUCCUUCACGGUGCCCUUGCGCCACGUGGCCUGCAUGUCCCACCGCUCGGAGGUGCCGGCCAUGAUCCCCCUCAAGGUCAAGGGACGGCCCUUCUACUUCCUGCUGGACAAACAGGGGCACAUCACCAACGCCAAGCUCUUUGACAUCACGGUGGGCGCCUACCGCAGAUUCUAAAGCCAGGUGGGCAGGGUGCCAGCUCCCCACCCAGGAGGCUGCUGCCAGAGGAAGAGAGGUGGGUGCCUAGGGUCCCCUCCACAUUACCUGCUCAGGCUGCUCCUUUCCUGCGGAGGACAGCCAGACCCCCUCCUUCCGCCACUGGGAGUGACUCCAAAAUAGCCCCCCCUAACGGUAGGCCACCUUGGGGGGAAAAGACUCCCUGGAUUCAUGGAGGGACCUGGGCAGCAGAGGCUGAGACUGCGUUCUGCCUGAUGGCGUGGGAGUGGUUAUUUUGUGAGCUGAAAAUAUAUAUAUUUUUAAAAGUGCAAACAGGUU